AACCUCCGAAAGAGAUUCAAAGAAAUUUGGAUCAAAAAUUAGAUACGCGCAUUGACAUGCCCAUUCCUGAUAGCCCUUUCAAAUUUCAAGUGGCGAGAGAUUUGCAAAAAUCAAGUCCUAUUGAAAUUGAAGGUGAAGGUUUAACCAUUGAAAAUGUGAUACAGGUGUCUCGUUUUCGUUGUGAAGCUCGUCUCACCACUAAUAACGCCAUUAGAGAAAAAAUAACAAUCUCGAAUAAUUAUAUUAACAAUGCUAUCGAUGAAGGAAAGACUAUCUACGGAGUUAAUACCAAUUUUGGUGGUAUGGCCAAAAAACAUCUGUCAAUUGAAGAACUUACCUUGCUCCAAAAAAAUUUAAUUUGGGGUCACAAAUGUAGUAUUGGUAAACAAUUACCUGUAGAACAUGUUAGAGCUAGUAUGUUAAUACGAGUUAAUGCUCUUAUGCGAGGUGUAUCGGGGAUUAGGCUCGAAUUAAUUGAAAGGGUGUUAAAGUUUUUAAAUGCUGAUGUAAUUCCCAUUGUACGCGAAUAUGGUUCAAUUGGUGCAAGUGGUGAUUUAGUUCCUUUAGCACAAAUUGCUGGUGUUAUUAUUGGAUUAGAUCCUUCUUUUAAAGCUAAUUAUUUAGGAAGCGAGAUAGAUGCUCUUAGUGCACUCUCAAAAUUAGAAUUAAAACCAAUUACACUUGGUCCAAAGGAAGGUCUGGCUCUUAUCAAUGGUACUUCAUUUUCAACUGGUAUUGCAACACAAUGCAUUUACGAA
This is a messenger RNA of Racocetra fulgida, 758 nucleotides long. The record is from the annotation of a GenBank genome assembly. NCBI's taxonomy places the organism in Eukaryota, Fungi, Glomeromycota, Glomeromycetes, Diversisporales, Gigasporaceae.